This is a messenger RNA of Alnus glutinosa, 1026 nucleotides long. RefSeq names its product glutathione S-transferase T3-like. The record is from RefSeq and is a predicted model, not a curated record. NCBI's taxonomy places the organism in Eukaryota, Viridiplantae, Streptophyta, Magnoliopsida, Fagales, Betulaceae. Bases 1 to 1026 code for a protein of 341 amino acids. The transcript is spliced from 4 exons.
AUGUCGAAGUCCGGCAGUUUUGCUAGGAAUCCGGUAUUUUUGCCGGAAUCCGACCACUUUCGCCAGAAUCCGGUCAACCCAAAUUCUGACGAGACUGUCCAGAUUCUGGCCUUUAUCUUAGAUUCUAGCUAUAGUAGCCAGAAUCUAGUAAAAGUAGCCGGAAUCCUGUCGGUUAAUGGCGGAAUCUCGUCUCUGCCUACUCUCAUGGAUUCACAAGACGAAAACCAAAGCUUCAUUACGCUCUUACAAUCAGGGUUGCAAAACUACCAAGAAAUUCCAUCCCAACCUAAAAUAAAAUCUACUAAGAAGACAAACUUCUCUAUUGAAGAAGACAUUCUACUAGUAAAGGCUUGGAUUAGUACUAGCAUUGAUCCAAUUCAAGGGACUGAUCAAAAAGGCAACAAAUUUUGGGAUAAAAUUUGGAUGAACUAUCAUGAGAACAAGAAAGAAGACACGGUGGAACGUUCCGCUCAUUCUCUAUCAAAUCGAUGGUCAUCAAUCCAAAAGUUUACAAACAAAUUUUGUGGGUACUUGGCACAAGUUGAAACAAAGAAUCCAAGUGGUGCUACUGAGCAAGAUAAGAUUAAUUUGGCAAAGGAUAUGUACCGGGAUGAAUACUCUAUCGGAUUUCAAUUUGAACAUUGUUGGAAGUUGUUGAAGAAUUUGCCAAAAUGGAAGCAGUUGAAGCCAACAAUGCUGAGAAAGAAAUCCAUAAGUCCUUCUCUUCAACCUGUGAUCAAUCUAAGUGUUGACAAUGAUGAAGAAGACGUUAUUGUAGACUUGGAGAGACCUAUAGUGAAGAAAAGAUCGUAUGAGGAGAGAAUGAAAAAUAUUGAUACGGCAAAGGAAGAGAUUGUUCGUAUUGAGAAACAAAAGCUUGAGGUUGAACUUAGGAAAGAGGCAAGAGAACAAAAGAAAGAGGAAAGAGAAAUUAUGAUGAUGGAUACAAGCUACUUGUCACCAAUUCAGCUUGAAUAUAUUCAAUCUCUCCAAAUGGAAAUCAUGCAGAAGCGUAGGACUAACUAG